CCUAUAUAAAUGACUGCUCUUCCCAGCUGAAAUCCCACACAGCAAAACCUGAGAUCUCAACUGCCUUGGAUCUUCACAUUCCUCACGUACAGAGCCCACAUUACAAUCGCUCCAAUAUCGCUCUCUAAAUUACUUUCUUUCUAAUUCCUUCCCUUUCCAACCCUUCACUCCGACCCAAAGAAGUUCGAGUUAUUCGUUCAGAGACUGCAUUUGCUAUAACUGAAAAUGGAGAGAGUGACGAACAUGGUGUCGGAGAGGCCGGUGGUUAUAUUCAGCAGGAGCACCUGUUGCAUGUGCCACACCAUCAAGACGCUGUUCAUCACGGAGCUCGGGGUGAACGCUCUGGUGCAUGAGGUGGACGAGAUUCCAAGAGGCAGGGAAAUUGAGCAGGCUCUCGCGAGGCUUGGAUGCAACCCGAGUGUGCCGGCCGUGUUCAUUGGUCGUGAACUGGUGGGUGGAACCAACGAGGUCAUGAGCCUUCACCUCCGCCGGGCCUUAGUUCCAAUGCUUAAACGCGCCGGUGCAAUAUGGCUCUGAUGAUCAUAUAAUAUAUAUAUAUAUAUAUAUAUAUAUAGAUAUAUGAGAUAA
Molecule: messenger RNA, 588 nt
Organism: Juglans regia (Persian walnut)
Lineage: Eukaryota; Viridiplantae; Streptophyta; Magnoliopsida; Fagales; Juglandaceae
Product: monothiol glutaredoxin-S3-like
Exons: 1
Coding region: 226-537 (103 amino acids)
Source: RefSeq, a predicted model, not a curated record